Podarcis lilfordi (Lilford's wall lizard) is the source of this 266-nucleotide messenger RNA. NCBI's taxonomy places the organism in Eukaryota, Metazoa, Chordata, Lepidosauria, Squamata, Lacertidae. The record is from the annotation of a GenBank genome assembly.
UGCACUCAUGUGUCGCCCCCAAUCCAGUGCCCCAGGGCCCAGCGAAGUUGCCCAUGGCUGGGUGCAGCGCUGCAAAAUUGUUGGAGAGGAGGAUUGUCUGCAUGACACCUUCCUCUUUAGCAAAGAUUACCGCCGGCAGGGAAGGGCACCUCCGCGUUUGAAGCUGCUCCCUCUGCAGCUCUGUCGGCUCGAGAGCAAGCUGUUGACAGUUGUGUGGACAGCAGCUUCACAAGAGCAGUCUGCCAAGAAUAAUCACAUCCCUAGAG